Messenger RNA from Fusarium venenatum, 378 nucleotides. The record is from RefSeq and is a predicted model, not a curated record. Lineage: Eukaryota; Fungi; Ascomycota; Sordariomycetes; Hypocreales; Nectriaceae.
AUGGACCCUCUUUCGCUGGCAGUUAACAUAGUUCCGCUAUCCGAACAGCUGAUCAAGACAAUAAAGACCAUCAAAAAGCUAAUUGCGACUUACAAGAGUGCUGCAAAUAAGCUCAGCCAUGUCAAAGUUGUCUGUGAGUCAAUUGGGGCGGUACUGUCAACAGCAUGUCUAUCAGACAGUCACUUCAGUUCAUCACGUCUUCCUUCUUCGUUGUAUGAAAUGAUUCACGACUGCUACGAGAAGGUGACGGAUAUUCACAACAUUAUCCAAAGCGUCACUGAAAAGCGCGAUAAAGGUGGUGGUCUAUUCAGCAACGAAGGUUUACUGUUCUUGCAGAAUAAAGAAAAGAUCAUGGCCGGUGUAAAGAACUUGGAUUAA